This is a messenger RNA of Aphis gossypii (cotton aphid), 612 nucleotides long. RefSeq names its product THAP domain-containing protein 2-like. The record is from RefSeq and is a predicted model, not a curated record. Lineage: Eukaryota; Metazoa; Arthropoda; Insecta; Hemiptera; Aphididae. The coding region runs from base 1 to 612 and encodes 203 amino acids. The transcript has 5 exons. Gene Ontology annotation, molecular function: sequence-specific DNA binding.
AUGGGCGGAUGUACCGCUGUAAACUGUUCGAAUUCCCGAAGAAAAGGUAUUCGUUUAUUUCGAUUUCCCAAAGAUAUUUCAAGACGAAAAAUUUGGCUUCAAAAUUGUCUCCGAGAUAAAUGGGUACCUACAGAGUCGUCGGAGUUGUGUGAAAUUCAUUUUGAGGAAAACCAAUUCGAACAGCAUCGUCUGGAUGGUUUAAAGAAACUAAAAUCAAAUGCAAUUCCAACACUCAUUGAUGUGCCCAAUCCCUCUCGCAUGUUGGAGACCAAAAUAAAAUCCUUGUAUAAGACUAUAGGAAAUUUGAGUAGUGAUAAUCUUAAGAAAAAUGUAUCUUCGACUGAAAAACGAUUAUCACAGGCUACAUCAAUAGAAAGCAAUGUUACCAUCAGUGAGAAUCACUCUGAACCUGUUAGCUGCCUGGAGAGGAAUGAAGAACUUGAAAAAAUUAGAGCUGAAAUGAAUCGCCUAAAAGAUGAGAAUGACCACAUGAAAAAAGAAAUUAAAGAACUUGAAAAGGUUGAAGAAGAAAACAAGCUAGUUCAGCUGGAAGUUGAACACUUACAGACCAAAGUUAAGAAAGCUAAUGAAUUGUUACAACCAAUUCCUUAA